CGGAGGCCAUGGCAGCUACCGCCGCCAACCCGGAAAUGGCUUCAGAUGUUUCCUCACUGGCUGCAGCUGUCAGCUCUGGGAACCCUGGCCCAGGGCCUCAAGCUGGAGGAGCCAUCGUGCAGAGAGCCACCAAGAGGAGGCCUGGGCUUGAUUUUGAUGAUGAUGGAGAAGGGAACAGUAAAUUCCUCAGAUGUGACGACGAUUCGAUGCCAAACGACAAGGAGAGGUUUGCCAGGUCUGAUGAUGAGCAGAGCUCAGCGGAUAAGGAGAGACUUGCCAGGGAGAACCACAGCGAGAUCGAGCGGCGGCGGCGGAACAAGAUGACGGCGUACAUCACCGAGCUGUCCGACAUGGUGCCCACCUGCAGCGCCCUGGCACGCAAGCCCGACAAGCUGACCAUCCUGCGCAUGGCAGUGUCCCACAUGAAGUCCCUGAGGGGCACGGGCAACACCUCCACGGAUGGCACCUACAAACCUUCCUUCCUCACAGACCAGGAGCUCAAACACCUGAUCCUGGAGGCAGCUGAUGGCUUCCUGUUCAUCGUGUCCUGUGAGACAGGCAGGGUGGUGUACGUCUCCGACUCGGUGACGCCGGUGCUGAACCAGCCGCAGUCGGAGUGGUUUGGCAGCACCCUCUACGACCAGGUGCACCCUGACGACGUGGGCAAGCUGAGGGAGCAGCUCUCCACCUCUGAGAACGCCCUGACAGGUCGCAUCCUAGACUUGAAGACAGGGACAGUGAAGAAGGAGGGGCAGCAGUCCAUGAGGAUGUGCAUGGGGUCACGGAGAUCCUUCAUCUGCAGGAUGAGGUGUGGGAACAGCUCAGUGGAUCCUGUGGCUGUGAACCGCCUGAGCUUCAUGAGGAACCGCUGCAGGAACGGCCUCGGUGCGGCGAAGGAUGGAGAACCUCACUAUGUGGUGGUGCACUGCACAGGGUACAUCAAAGCCUGGCCUCCUGCAGGUGUUUCACUGCCUGAUGAUGACCCAGAUGCUGGCCAGGGCAGCAAGUUUUGUCUUGUGGCUAUUGGCAGGCUUCAGGUCACCAGCUCCCCCAACUGCACAGACAUGAACAACGUUUGCCAGCCCACAGAGUUCAUCUCCAGGCACAACACUGAAGGCAUCUUCACCUUCAUCGACCACCGCUGCGUGGCCACCGUCGGCUACCAGCCGCAGGAGCUGCUGGGGAAGGACAUUGUGGAUUUUUGUCACCCUGAAGACCAACAGCUGCUGCGGGACAGCUUUCAGCAGGUGGUGAAGUUAAAAGGCCAGGUGCUGUCGGUCAUGUUCCGCUUCCGCUCCAAGAACCGGGAAUGGCUCUGGAUGAGAACCAGCUCCUUCACCUUCCAGAACCCCUACUCUGAUGAGAUCGAGUACAUCAUCUGCACCAACACCAACGUCAAGAACUCGAGCCAGGAGUCUCGGCCUGCCCUGUCAAACUCCCUGCAGAGGCCCCAGCUGGGGCAGAGUGUGAGCCUCCCCCUGGAGAUGGGCACAGCCCAGCUGCCCUCAAGGCAGCAGCAGCCACCACAGCAGACAGAGCUGGAAGUGGUCCCAGGGAGAGAGAGCCUGGCUGGCUAUGACCACUCCCAGGUUCCUGUGCAGCCUGUGGCUGCUGCUGGCCCGGAGCACAGCAAGCCCCUGGAGAAGGCUGAGGGUCUCUUCCCCCAGGAGAGGGACCCUCGCUUCACUGAGAUCUACAGUGGGAUCAGCACAGAGCAGAACAAAGCCAUUCCUGCCAGCACUGUGCCUGCCUCCCAGCCUCUCUUCCCACCAGGGAACAGCUUCACCCCAGCACGACCUGCUGAGAGCUUCAGGAGCAGCAGCAUGGUGCCUGCUGUGAGCAUCAUCCAGCAGCAGCAGCAGCAGCAGCAGCAGCAGCAGCAGCAGCAGCAGCAGCAGCCCUCGGCUGGGGGCCGCAUCCUGGCACAGAUCUCGCGGCAGCCCAGCCCGGCGCAGGGCAGCGCCUGGGCCCCGGGCACACGGCCCAGCUUCACCCCACAGGUGCCAGCCCAGGCAGUGAAGACUCGGCCUCCUUCCUUCAGCAUGGGCACUUUCCAGGGCACCUCCUCCUCCUUCAGCCCCAUGGCAGCUCCUGGCUCCACAGCUUCUCCCUCGGGGGCUGCCUACCCCAACCUGGCCAGCCGUGGCCCAGGCUUCACAGAGGCCUCUCCGGCCCCGGCCGGGUUCGUGCCGCGGGCAGCGGAGGGGGUGGGGCUGUGGCAGUGGCAGGGGCAGCACCAUGGCAGCGGCGAGCAGCACGUCCAGCAGCCUCCAGCCAGCCAGCCUGAGGUCUUCUCAGUAAGAUGA
Indicator indicator is the source of this 2306-nucleotide messenger RNA. It is a transcript of the gene ARNT, whose product is annotated as aryl hydrocarbon receptor nuclear translocator. Gene Ontology annotation, cellular component: cytoplasm; aryl hydrocarbon receptor complex; nucleus. Gene Ontology annotation, biological process: regulation of transcription by RNA polymerase II. The record is from RefSeq and is a predicted model, not a curated record. Gene Ontology annotation, molecular function: RNA polymerase II cis-regulatory region sequence-specific DNA binding; DNA-binding transcription factor activity, RNA polymerase II-specific; protein dimerization activity. Bases 9 to 2306 code for a protein of 765 amino acids. The transcript has 21 exons. Lineage: Eukaryota; Metazoa; Chordata; Aves; Piciformes; Indicatoridae.